UGGAGGACAGAUCUCCGUGAGGCUGGGAGCAUUUCAGGGUUUGUCAUGCUCAAUUCCAGGAAUGAAAGUGAGGAUAUCAAGAAUAUUGUUGAGCAUGUUUGUGAAAUAUUGGACAAGAAAGACUUGUUCGUUGCUAACCAUCCUGUAGGAGUAAACUCUCGCGUGCAAGAUUUGAUCAAAAUGUCAGAAAGCCAUCCACCAAAUGAUGUUCUCCUCCUUGGGAUCUGGGGGAUGGGUGGUAUAGGCAAAACAAUAAUUGCCAAGGCCAUUUACAAUGAAAUUGGUGGAAAUUUUGAGAGCAGAAGUUUUCUUUCAAAUAUUAGGGAGGUCUGGGAGCAAGAUCAUGGUCCAGUUUACUUACAACAGCAACUUCUUUCACAAAUCUGUAAAACAACAAAGAUGAUAAUACCUUGCAUUGAAUCAGGAAAACACAUACUAAGAGAAAGACUUCGCCAAAAGCAAGCACUUGUAGUGCUCGAUGAUGUGGAUGAGGUGGAACAACUGAAUGCUUUAUCUGGAAAUGGUAAAUGGUUUGGUCCAGGAAGUAGAAUAAUUAUCACAACCAGAGAUGAACAUUUACUAAGAUUUCUUAACGUGGAUGUGGACCAUGUAUAUAGAGUAAAGAAUAUGGACAAAAAUGAAUCUAUUGAGCUUUUCAGUUGGCAUGCGUUUAGGCAGCCGAGUCCUAGAGAAGGAUUUGUUGAACUUUCUAGAAAUGUAGUUGCUUAUUCUGGAGGACUACCACUAGCUCUUGAAAUUCUUGGCUGCUAUUUGCUUGAUAGGGAAGUGACAGAGUGGAAGAGUGUACUGGACAAACUAAAAAAAAUCCCAAAUCGUCAGAUACAAAAGAAGCUACAAAUAAGCUUUGAUGGUUUAAAUGAUGAGAGAGAGAAGGAAAUCUUCCUUGACAUAUCUUGCUUCUUUAUUGGAAUGGAUAGGAAUGAUGUCACACAGAUAUUGAAUGCCAGUGGAUUGUUUGCAGACAUUGGAAUUAGUGUCCUUGUGGAGAAAAGCCUCGUGACCAUUGAUGAGAAGAACAAGCUUGGUAUGCAUGAUUUGUUACGAGAUAUGGGAAGAGAAAUAAUCCGUGAAAAGUCACCGAAAGAAUUUGGAAAGCGUAGUAGGUUAUGGUCUCAUGAGGAUGUGAUCGAUGUGUUAUCAAAACAUAUAGGUACAGAAUCUGUGGAGGGGCUAGCUUUGAAUCUGUCACAAGAUGGUAAAGUUUAUUUUUUAACCAAAGCAUUUAAGAAGAUGAAGACACUCAGACUGCUUCGUCUUGCUAAUGUGGAACUUGAUGGAGACUAUAGACACAUUAGUAGAGAUCUCAAAUGGCUCUGUUGGCACAAAUUUCCUUUCAAAUACAUCCCUGCCAACUUCCUUCAAAAUAAUUUAGUCGCUAUUGAAUUAAAAUACAGCAGUCUGAGACUCUGGAGGGAGCCCCAACUACCAAAUCUUGAAAAGUUGAUCCUCAAAGAUUGUCCAAGUUUGGCCACGAUACAUAAUACAAUAGGGCAUCUUGGUAAAAUUCAUCUAAUAAAUUUGAAGGAUUGUACUGGCCUUUGUAGUCUCCCAAGAAGCAUUUAUGAAUUGAAGUGCUUAAAAACUCUCAUUCUUUCUGGUUGUUUGAUGAUAAAAAAGUUAGAGGAAGAUAUAGAGCAGAUGGAUUCUUUGUCAACUCUAAUUGCAGAUAACACAGCAAUAACUGAAGUACCCAUUUCCUUGGUGAGAUCAAAAAGCAUUGGCUAUAUAUCUGUUUGUGGUUACCAAGGGCUUGCACGUCAUGUGUUUCCGUCCCUCAUUUGGUCAAGGAUGUCUCCAACGAACAAUCCUCUUUCUCUUAUUCCGAGAUAUGCUUGCACGCCAUCUUCAAUUUUCUUAUGUGAAAACAAUUGCAGUAUCUCAUGUCCUUCAUCGAUUCAUGACAACCUUCUAAAGCCCCAAAGCCUUUCAUUGGAAUGCACAUCAGAGAAUGAAGCUAAGGUAAAUCGAGAUGCUACAAAAAUCUUGGAUUCCUUGUGUGCCAUAAGUAGCAGGGACAUGGCAAAGACACCAAAUACUUCAAAAAUCUUGGAGAUUGAAUCUUCUGUGUUGGCUGAUCAUCAUAGUCAAGUUGACAUCUCAAGGCCAAACGAAUGUUUGAGACAUCUUCUAAUUCAUAUUGGAAACAAUGACCAAGUCACUAAUGCUCUUUCAGAAAGUAUUUUACAGGGACUAACUGUCAGAGAUGAUGGUGAUGAUUGUGUCCUCCCGGGUGACAAAUAUCCCUAUUGGCAAUGCUUCAAGGGUGAAGGAGCUUCUGUAAAAUUUAAAGUGCCUCUAGUUAGUAGCCAUGAGUUAAAAGGGAUGACUGUUUGCUGUGAAUAUCACCCCUCAGGUGAUUUGGGAAAUGUGGAUAUUGACUCUUUCAUUACCAUGGUGAUCACAAACUAUACAAAGACAACGACACUACUCUAUGGGCGAGGCGUAGUGACUUCCUUUGAAGAAGCAAAUUGGAAGGAAAUAAUAUCAAAUCUGGACUCUAAUGAACAAGUGCAUAUCAUUAUACUUUUUGGUAAUGGGUUCAUUGUGAAAAGAACAGCAAUUUACUUGAAAUAUGACGAGUCAUUUGAUGAACUGAUAGAGGAUCCACCAUCAUCAAGUAGAGAAUUGCAUAGGGAUGAUAAAAACCAUGAUUUCAAGCUGUCGGAGGCUAAGCGUCAGAGAGGAGAGCCUAGGAAAGGGUAUUGGUUCGAAAGAGCUGCUGCUUUGAAAUUAUGGAAGAAAAGCAAAUCAAGAAGCAGCAGUUUAGCAGACAUUCAGAAGCCUGAAGACCUUAACAUUGGGAAGAGGUGGUUUCAUUUUUCAAUGGAUGUGACGGACCUUGAGCCACAUUCUUCUACUUCACAUGGACAGAGACCUGCUAGGAGGCUGAGAGAAGAUGAGAAUCCGUCUGGAUUACCUCUUCCGGUAAAUGAUGUUUCUGCCAACAAUGGAGUUGGAGAUGAAAGUAGUAUUUCCUACUGCGAAAACCCAGCUUGCAAAGCUGCCCUAAGUGAAGCAGAUGUGUUCUGUAAAAGAUGCUCAUGCUGCAUUUGUCAUAACUAUGAUGAAAACAGAGAUCCUAGCCUUUGGUUAAACUGUAGCUCUGAGCCUCCAUUUGUUGGUGUUUCGUGUGGCUCGUCAUGUCAUCUUGAGUGUGCUUUAGAGCAUGAUAAUUCUGGCAUUGCCGAAGAUGGGAGACGUCCCAAGCUUGAUGGAAGCUUCUACUGCAUCUCAUGUGGGAAAGUGAAUGAUUUGCUCGGGUGCUGGAGAAAGCAGCUGAUUAUUGCAAAGGGUACUAGGCGCGUCGACGUGCUUUGCCAUUGUGUUUCCUUGUGCCAAAGAAUGUUACAAGGGACUGAAAAGUAUACAGAACUUCAUGAAAAUGUUAAUGAGGCAGUGACGAAACUUGAGCCUGAAUUAGGCCCACUAGCUCAUUCACCAGUGAAGAUUGGUAGGGGCAUUGUGCACAGACUUUCUUCAGGGCCAGAGGUUCAGAAACCCUGUGGUGCGGCUUCUUCUAUGCCUGCGCGAAGGUAG
Molecule: messenger RNA, 3558 nt
Organism: Neltuma alba
Lineage: Eukaryota; Viridiplantae; Streptophyta; Magnoliopsida; Fabales; Fabaceae
Product: TMV resistance protein N-like
Exons: 9
Coding region: 46-3558 (1170 amino acids)
Biological process (GO): defense response
Molecular function (GO): ADP binding
Source: RefSeq, a predicted model, not a curated record